CUGCAUGGAGCAAUUUCAAACGUUUCGCAAAAGAACUGGGAAGAUUGUGUGAACCAUGCAGAAAAACUCCAAAAGGAAGACUUGAAGAAAUCUCAUCUGCGGGACAAGGUCGCGAAGGCAAGUUGCAAGACCGAAUCUACAACCAAACUAGGCCACCUUAGGCACCCCAUCAGAUCUUGCAACCCUAAGCAGCGCCUCAAAAAAUAG
Parnassius mnemosyne (clouded apollo) is the source of this 207-nucleotide messenger RNA. The record is from the annotation of a GenBank genome assembly. Lineage: Eukaryota; Metazoa; Arthropoda; Insecta; Lepidoptera; Papilionidae.